AUGCCACAAAGGGAUAAGAGAAAAUUGUUUGCCCAACAUCAAGAAGGGGCAAGAAAGGAUAUUGAACGAGCAUUUGGAGUUCUUCAAUCCCGAUUUGCAAUCAUACGUAAUCCAGCACGAUCUUGGCACUUAGACACACUCCAACGCAUAAUGAAUACAUGCAUCAUAUUACACAACAUGAUUGUUGAAGAUGAACGUGCAACAUAUGGUGGAAAUUUUGAUUUUUCUUAUGAUCAUUUGAGUAAUGAUGCGACAAUAUUGUCGAACGAUUCUAAUAUUGAUUUUCAAGAGUUCAUGCAUAGAAGAUUUGAUAUUCGUGAUAAACAAGUUCAUCGACACCUUCAACAAGACUUGAUAGAACAUAUAUGGCAACGUUAUGGACAUGAGAAUAACAACAAUUGA
Molecule: messenger RNA, 402 nt
Organism: Lathyrus sativus (Indian pea)
Lineage: Eukaryota; Viridiplantae; Streptophyta; Magnoliopsida; Fabales; Fabaceae
Source: the annotation of a GenBank genome assembly